Messenger RNA from Talaromyces atroroseus, 2778 nucleotides. RefSeq lists its product as hypothetical. The transcript is spliced from 3 exons. Gene Ontology annotation, biological process: carbohydrate metabolic process. Bases 1 to 2778 code for a protein of 925 amino acids. Lineage: Eukaryota; Fungi; Ascomycota; Eurotiomycetes; Eurotiales; Trichocomaceae. The record is from RefSeq and is a predicted model, not a curated record. Gene Ontology annotation, molecular function: chitinase activity. Gene Ontology annotation, cellular component: extracellular region.
AUGUCUGCUGCUACAACGUCCGCGGUGACCUUUGCAGGUCUUACCCAGGUUUCUACAUAUUAUGGCCAAGGAGCAUACCAGCCCCGUCUGAGCACAUUCUGUGCCGAGUCGUCUCUGGAUAUCAUCAACAUCGGCUUUGUUAAUGUCUUCCCCGACGUGGGCAAGGGUGGAUGGCCGGAGACCAACUUUGGUAACCAGUGCGAUGGAUCUGUGUACGUGAACGACGGCGUGACCACCGGUCUGCUCGCAAACUGUCAUCAGAUCGUGGAAGACAUCCCAAUCUGUCAGGAUGCUGGGAAGAAAGUCUUCCUUUCUCUUGGAGGCGCUGGCCCUGCAAGUGGUCAAGUUAUUACCAGUGACGACUCAGCUAUCGCUUUCGCUGACUUCCUUUGGGGUGCCUUUGGUCCUGUGGAUUCGGCCUGGACCUCUCAGGGUCUCCCCCGCCCAUUUGACGAUGUCGUCUUCGAUGGCUUCGACUUUGAUAUUGAAUGGGGCACUGACAUCGGUACCUAUACUUCUCCCCGCUAUGCCUCUUUGGCAAAUCAAUUGCAUUCGCUCUACGAAACUUACAGAUCCAACAACCCUGGAUCCAAACAAUUCUAUCUUUCCGCAGCACCCCAAUGUGCCAUUCCUGACGCACAUCUCGCCAACGCCAUCAAGAACGCCCCUUUUGAUUACAUCUGGGUUCAAUUCUACAACGAUCAAAACUGCGCAGCUGCCAACUAUGUCGAAAAACUUGGUGGCUUCAACUUCGAUGACUGGGUAAAUGUUGUUCUGGCUGGCAGUAACCCGGACGCUAAGCUCUUCAUUGGCCUGCCUGCAGAAGAGUCGGAGGCCAACGCUGGAUUUUACAUUGACUACACGGAUGUGGUGCCCAUGGUCGAUGAGUACAUGACCAAGUACCCAUCGACAUUCGGUGGUAUUAUGUUGUGGGAAGCCACUGGUUCUCUCAACAAUACUUCCCCGAAUGGAAACACCUAUGCAGACAACAUCAAGGAGGUCCUGGUCAAUGCUGCCACAACUAUCGUUCCAUCGCCCACUCCCACCCCGACUCCUAGUGCGACGCCAACGCCAAGUUCUUCUUCUUCUUCGUCGUCGUCUUCGUCAUCCACGUCCUCAUCCUCUUCAUCGUCCUCGUCUUCAUCCUUGUCUACCAGCUCAAGCUCCACCAGCAGCCCCAGCUCAGUCUCCACACCGAAGUCCACGCCGACCCCAAGUACUUCCGCUUCCUCUUCGUCGUCUUCGUCCUCGUCUAGCGGGUCCAGCUCAGUCUUCACACCGAAGCCCACGCCGACCCCAAGUACUUCCGCUUCAUCCUCGUCUUCGUCGUCUUCUUCCUCUUCAAGCUCCAGCUCAGCUUCUUCAAGCCACGUGGUUUCUUCAAGCUCAAGCAGCUCUUCUAUUCGGUCAUCUACCCCGGCUGUCUCUCCUAGCCCACGGCCUACGUCAAUCUCAACAGCCUCAUCCCACUCGGUUGUUCCAUCAAGCUCGGCUGUCAUCUCUUCCCGCCCAACUGUUUCAUCCUCUUCCACCCAGUCCACUUCCAAGCGGCCUUCUUCGACCCCUUGCACUUCCUCAAGACGGACUACUUCAGUAUCUUCGUCAGCCGUAGUCAGCACUCAUACUUCUUCGCCACUGAUCUCGUCUGCUAGUCACUCUUCAAAACCAACGACUAGCUCCUGCUCCAGCCGUUUGUCUACGUCCUCCUCGCACGCUGUCUUGCCGUCAUCGUCUGUUCCCGCCGUCGGCUCGACUCGUACAGGCAGCUCUUCCUCGACUUCUACCGUCACCGGUGAGGCGUCCUCGACUGGAGUCGUUUCUCCCGGAGGUCCAUCUUCAUCUAGCGCAAGCGGCUCUACUGUCUCAGCAUCGUCCAAGACUGGAGCUACGUCUGUUGUUGGGGGUACUACGACGAUAACGGCGUCUCAGACAUCCACCGGACCGGCUGGAUCUUCUGGAAGCAGCUCUUCCAGCUUAGGAUCUGCCUCUGGCUCUGGUUCAACUACCUCUGGUGUUUCUGUUCCAGUCACGGGUACUAUCACAACCACAGCCACAGCCAGUGCUACCGCCACCGCAGCUUCAACCAGUUCCGAAUGGACUACUACAGUUGUGACAACUUCAUACGUCUAUAUCUGCCCAACUGGACUUGCCACUAGCACCAUUACUUACACCGAGUCGUACUGCCCAUGCACUGCAACAGCCAAGGCAUCCACUGCCUUGCCCACUGGCUGGGCCACUACCACCACCGUCUGCACAGUGUGCGGUCCUGAGCCAACCACAGUGACGCUGACUCUGCCACCCUCUGUGAGCGCCACUUCUACGUCGCUCCCAGGCUCUGGCCCUGGCCCUGCUCCUGGCUCUGGAACUAAACCAAGCACUGGUUCUGAGUCGGUGGCUCCUGGCAACGGCUCUGGCCCUGCUCCUAGUUCUGCAUCUAUUCCAGGCACUGGUUCCGAGUCGGUAGCUCCUGGCAACGGCUCUGGUCCUGCUCCUAGCGCUGCAUCUACAACAAGCACUGGCUCCGAGUCGGUGGCUCCUGGCAACACCUCUGGCAACACCUCUGUUGGCCCAGCUGGCCCGUCUCAAACAACCAGCAGCAUUGUUGCUCCUGCAACUUUGACUGCCCGUCCAAGUGCCUCUUCCUUCCCCACGUCGCCUAGCUACACUCAAUCGGGUGUCAGCCCAGCGUUCACCGGGGCUGCUGCUGGUGGUCGGGCGAACUUGAGCCCGCUCUUCGGCGGCUUGAUUCUUGCUAUUUCUGUGUUUGCGCUCCUGUGA